UUUCCUAAUAUUCUUAUAUGCGCAUGUUAGCAUAUUUCAAUAAUUUUGUUUUGCAAACUAACAGCAGCUGCCGAUUUCAAACAUUGUUCAAGUGUACAGUUGUAUUCUUUACCAAAGAUAAAACUAAAAAAUAAAGAAAUAAAGUCACCACCUGUUCACUUUUUGCUUUUUUUUUUUUUUUUUUUUUUUUCUUCUCAAGUCGAAAUAAAUAAUCCGGUCGGAGCUCCGGGGUAAAAGGAAAUGGAUAGUCACGAUGGGUGUGGGUACGGGUCGGAUCAGAGAACCUACGGGACUCGUGAUCGGAGUACGGAAAUCGUGAGUGGUAAGAGUAAUCAGAUCUACGGGACUCAGGAUUAUCCUCCGUCAUUGCCGCCGCCGCCGCCGGGAGAAGUAGCGGCGCGUAAGAGCAACGCGUCGUCGACGACGAAGCUGUCUUGGGGUUUAAGCGAUGCGGAGAUGAAGAGGAAGAAGAGAAUCGCGAGGUAUAAAGCUUAUACGGUUGAAGGUAAAGUUAAAUCGACUGUGAAGAAUGGAUUCCGAUGGAUUAAGAACAAAUGCUCUCAUCGUUUUUGACUUUUUUUCGACGAGUUCUGUUCUUGGUGCAUGCGGUGGUCGUCGGGUAAAAAACAUGAAUAUGAGAGUUUUUUGUUUUGUUUAUGUUUCGUUAUAAUCGUACUUAAUUUAUUUGAUUAGCUAGUAUAUCACAUUGCUUUCAAGUUACUUUUUUCAUAGACGGAAACAGUAACGGAGAUGAUGUACUUUUUAAUAUUUGCAUGGACAAUGACUAAAAUAGUUUAGAUUUUAAAGAUGUUGAAAGAAUAGAAUAAUAAUACAAAUGAAAAAUGUUUUAUUUUA
Messenger RNA from Arabidopsis lyrata subsp. lyrata, 855 nucleotides. RefSeq lists its product as uncharacterized. NCBI's taxonomy places the organism in Eukaryota, Viridiplantae, Streptophyta, Magnoliopsida, Brassicales, Brassicaceae. The transcript has a single exon. The record is from RefSeq and is a predicted model, not a curated record. The coding region runs from base 241 to 573 and encodes 110 amino acids.